This is a messenger RNA of Spodoptera exigua (beet armyworm), 1043 nucleotides long. The record is from the annotation of a GenBank genome assembly. Lineage: Eukaryota; Metazoa; Arthropoda; Insecta; Lepidoptera; Noctuidae.
UAACGCGGUUAAUAACAGCUGAUGGCUUAAAGAGACGUGUGUAACACUCACGUUUGAGCGAUGGCUCAACAAAAAAAUAUCCGCACAGAGCAACCCUGCCGCCUAUAAAUGGAAUAUUUGGGUCCCACGCUAACAGUUACAGUUUGAGUACAACGAGUGCAGUCCGAUUUAAGAAUUGUCGAGAUGUUCCGUAUCAUUAGCUGUGUAGUGCUGUUCAGCACUUUGAUAGCGGGAUUUCCAUUUCCAUUCCCUGCGGCGCCUGUAGUACCACCUACUGCUGUCAUCCCUACGCCAUUCCCAUUUGUCCCAGGAUCCACGCCGGUAGUACCAACUACGGUUCCCUUUGCAACACCAGUCAGGCCGGUGAUUCCUACUCCCGUCCCCGUCCCACUAGCUCCAGGCGCUAGGCCAGUUUUGCCUGCCAUCAAUAACCCUUACUACAACUACGCUGGUGGCCCUGCUAUUCCUAUUCUAUCGUAUUCAAGUGAACAUGGUGUUGAUGGAACUUAUGCCUUUAGUUUUUCUACCGCUGAUGGCAAGCAAGCUCAAGAAAGUGGAUAUUUAAAAGACGCUUUCAUCGACAAUGCUGGGAACCCACAAGGAACGCAGGUUGUCCAAGGAAGUUAUGCUUACAUCUCGCCUGAAGGGACUCCCAUUCAAGUGACCUACAUCGCCGACGAAAACGGAUUCAGACCUUCAGGUGUGCACAUUCCUGCUGAUGGAAAAACUGCACCCAUUCUACCAGUAGAUACCGUUAAUAAACAAAUCUUUGAUCCAACAUACAACCGCUUCGAUCCUUACAGAAACAGGUAUAACAACUUUGGACCCUACAAUCGCCCUUACGACCCUAGGUAUCCCUACGACCCAACGAAGAUAAACCCUAUUUACAACCCCAAUACCUAUAAUCCUUACCGCCAAAAUAAAAGUUAUAACCAAGACACUAAAAAGGAAUCCGCAUAAAGACAAUGAAUGAAAAAUCAUGCAAAUUCUUUGUAUAUAGAAACGAAAAUGCUUAUUUGUAAUGGUCUAUGAAUAAAACUGUG